This is a messenger RNA of Anguilla rostrata (American eel), 1580 nucleotides long. RefSeq names its product hairy/enhancer-of-split related with YRPW motif protein 1-like. The coding region runs from base 344 to 1267 and encodes 307 amino acids. Lineage: Eukaryota; Metazoa; Chordata; Actinopteri; Anguilliformes; Anguillidae. Gene Ontology annotation, molecular function: DNA-binding transcription factor activity, RNA polymerase II-specific; RNA polymerase II cis-regulatory region sequence-specific DNA binding; protein dimerization activity. The transcript is spliced from 5 exons. Gene Ontology annotation, cellular component: nucleus. The record is from RefSeq and is a predicted model, not a curated record. Gene Ontology annotation, biological process: circulatory system development; Notch signaling pathway; anterior/posterior pattern specification.
CGCUCGAGGAACACAGAUAUUGGGGCGUAACAAUCAAAAACUGUAAGCCUAUUGGACUUCCGUCAAGAUAGUUUUAAAAGAUGGACUUAUGGUGAUGAAUAUGAUUGUACUCAUUAACAUUGUCCUUCAAGCGAGAAUCUGUUAUUGUAUUGGCUGUAUGUUGAAAGCCUUCCCACUUCUCCGCCCCCUCUUCUCUCGAUAUGGAAGAGUAAUUAUAUCGUGGGAAACAAGGUCGUCUUUAAACUGAACGACUGUUCUGGUGGCUGUCAGAUAGCUUUUUGGUGGGACGUUGUGACCUGCACAACAACCUAUAACGUUACUGUGUUCAAGUCUACGUGACAAAAUGAAAAGAAAUCGCGAUUACAGCUCAUCGGACAGCGAGAUUGAUGAAAACAUCGAGGUAGAGAAGGAGAGUGCCGAUGAAAAUGAGAACUUUGGUUCUCUGGACGGAUCAAUUUCCCCAUCAACAACAACUCAAGUUCAAGCAAGGAAACGACGACGAGGAAUAAUUGAGAAACGACGCCGUGAUCGGAUCAACAACAGCCUCUCUGAACUCCGAAGACUGGUUCCAACCGCUUUUGAGAAACAGGGUUCGGCUAAAUUAGAAAAGGCGGAGAUUUUGCAGAUGACUGUGGAUCACCUGAAGAUGCUUCAUGCUGCGAGUGGAAAAGGUUACUUUGACGCCCAUGCACUGGCUAUGGAUUACCGCAGCCUGGGAUUCCGGGAGUGCCUAGCAGAGACUGCGCGCUACCUGAGCUUCAUGGAGGGGCUGGACAGUGCUGAUCCUCUGCGGAUCCGACUGGUUUCCCAUCUCAACAGCUACGUCUGCCAGAGGGAGGCACAUUCAGGACUUGGGCAGUUGGCCUGGGGGUCUGCUUUUGGGACACCCCCCUCCCACCUGGCGCACCACCUCCUCCUACAGCAGCAACAGCCAGGGCAGGUGGCCCCCUGCCGCCCCGGUAGCCCCCGCCCUCCUUCCUCUGCCCCUACCUCGUCAUCCUCGCCGACGGAGUCCCCUGCUCCCAGCAGGCUCAGUGGCCCAUCACACACUGAGCCCGUGCCCCUGAGGGCCCCCUUAAAGGGCACCGUCAGCUCCAGCCUGCCUGUCACCACCGCUGGCUCCAGCAAACUGACCCCGCCUCUGGUGUCCUCCCUCCCUGCAUUCCCUCUCUCCUUCAGUGCGUUUCCGCUGCUCUCGCCCAGUGCCCCGCCCUCCGGCCUGGGGAAGCCGUACAGACCCUGGGGAACAGAGAUAGGGGCCUUCUGAACUCUUGCCCUGGCACCACGAGGGCCCCAGCUGAGCUGGGCCUCCAUGAAUGUAAUGGAACAGUGACAUGUACAGGGGCAAAGACUGAUGCAUGGGAAUCCGUUAUUUGUUUUGUUUUUUGUUUGUUUUUCUUUGUAUUUUUCUUGUCGUUUUUCAAGGGGGCGAUGGGGAAUAUUGCCAUCCUUUUUUAGUGCCCUCAGAUAGGGACUGCAGCUAGAAUUAAGUGUUCAGUUUUUCCUCUGAUAUUGAAUUUGUGUGGUAAAGAUCUGUCCUCCCUGUGUUUUUCAUAUUAAAUGAAGUUGCCUUUUACUUA